AUGGCCCCGACUUGCUUUCUUCCGUACCCUAAGCCCAACGCCAUCACCGUAUUCUGCGGAUCAUGUCUCGGCGACGACCCCAUCUACGGCGAGGCGGCGGAUCAACUCGCCUGCGCAUUCGUUCGUCGAGAUGCAACCCUCGUCUACGGAGGAGGCACGAAAGGCUUGAUGGGUCGCGUAAGCUCCCGAGCGCUUGACGAGGGCGGCAGAGUCCACGGCAUAAUUCCGGCCGCCUUUCUCGCCCAAGAAGCGCCCGACCGAGCAGGAACUCGACCCAACGAGCAGGAGACCAUCGUUCGCUCGAUGCACGAGCGGAAGAAGAUGAUGGCCGACCUCUCAUAUGCCUUCAUCGGACUACCUGGAGGCUACGGUACACUCGAGGAAGUUGCGGAGAUGACCACUUGGUCGCAAAUCGGGGUUCACUUGAAGCCUGUCGUCCUGCUCAACAUCAACGGGUUCUACUCGUCGCUGCGAGAAUUCAUCAACAACUCUAUCGCCGCAGGCUACAUCUCCGAGAGUCACCGCAACUUCCUUCUUACCGUCGACGGACCCGCCUCGAAGGACGCUUCAUUCGACUGGGGAGAAGCUGCAUUGCGUGCUAUUGAUGAUUGGGAGGCCAAGGGAGCAGGCGGAGCAGUACCGUACUCGUUCGAAUGGAGCGAGGACCGGAGGAAAGGGCGUGCUGUCCUCUGA
Messenger RNA from Rhodotorula toruloides NP11, 693 nucleotides. Its product is annotated as YJL055W-like protein. Gene Ontology annotation, cellular component: cytosol. The transcript has 6 exons. Gene Ontology annotation, biological process: cytokinin biosynthetic process. The record is from RefSeq and is a predicted model, not a curated record. Bases 1 to 693 code for a protein of 230 amino acids. NCBI's taxonomy places the organism in Eukaryota, Fungi, Basidiomycota, Microbotryomycetes, Sporidiobolales, Sporidiobolaceae. Gene Ontology annotation, molecular function: hydrolase activity, hydrolyzing N-glycosyl compounds.